UCAUCUUUAUACAAUGGUGAUACAAAAUUCUUCAUACAAAAAUCUGAUUAGAAAGACUUAAGAGUAAAAAUUUCCUCUCCUCUUUAUGAAAUCUGUCAUAAAGAAUAAUUCUUAGGUGUAACCAGGCUGUAUGGAGAAUUAGAGCAGCAUGCAUGCAAUGUUUAUCCUUAGUUAUGUUAUCAUUAGUGUUGUCAUUAUAAUAAAAGAAACCAGAAAAAAUAAGAAAUACAGGUCUAAUAUCUUAAAUUUUCAUUCUGUAUUUUACAUUUUCACUAACUUCUCUGUGAUGAACACCCUAUUUACUAAUUUACUAUUUCCUAUUUAUUUUUCAAAGCUUUUUUAGACAGCUCCCUCCCCAUGUAAAUGUGUGUAGGGUGAAGGGUUAGAGGUACAUGAUUUAAGCAUUUAGAAUGGACAUAAGCUUGCAAAUCUGUGAGCAGUUUUUCAGACUGCAGCUUUAAAUAACUAUCUCCUAAACUACAAAAUUGGGAUGAUGCUGUCUGACAAUUUAUGAAAACCCAUUAAAAAUUUUAAAAUUACCAUGUUUGUUUUGUUUUGUUGACAAGCACACCAACCUAAGUUGCUUUCAGCUGCUUGCUCUGAUUCCUGUGCUGCCUCCCAAGUUGUGCCAGUCUGACUGCUUGCGUCAUUGGGGGAAGAAUAAAGUCUAAGAUUGAUUUCAGAUUAAAAUAACCCUUUUUUCCCCUGGUGCUGCUGAAAAAGCAUUUGUCAAACUCCAGCCUAAAGGAUUUCUAUUGGCAUGGUAAGUGAGGCAAGUCUUAGUGUGUCUGUGCAGUCCAGCAAGCAAAGAGGAAGGUGCUGGUAAGCAUUGCCAUGGGAGGACAAGUUCUUUGUGAACUUGUGUGACAACACUUUGUGCUGGAAAUGUGGAUUUGUGAGCAAUGGGGCUGCUGCAGGCAUGUUCUCCCUGUGGUCUCUUCCUGAGAGGGAACUCGUGUGUGUUCCUUAGAAACAAACCUGCUGAUGUGCAAUGAAAUAGCUGUCACUGUCAUCCUCCCCACAGAGACAGCGGCCUGGCAGCCCCCAAACCCCAACCAGCCAUUCCUGAGGGAAGGUUCACCAUCACACUCGUGAGCAUUUAAUAAGCACCCAGAAACCAAGUUUUGGGAACAGAGCCUUCAGAAUAUUGUAGCCUUGCCAGUUCAUUUGAAAGUAAAAUAUGUGUAUUUGACAGAGAAUUAAGUUGAGAUCUGUUGUUUCUCCUGGUCUAAAGGGGCCCACAGACUUGUCAGAGAAGAUGAGAAUAAAAACAGCAUUACUGAACCUGUUCAUUUAAAUGUCUGCAGUGAUUUAACAGCACUGAUGUAAACUGAAGCUCUACCAUGAAAGACCAAGGAGAUUAUUUACCAAACCCCUGCUGUGAGGAUGGCAUAAAUAUCUUAACUGUUUUCUUGUAUUAAACCACAAUGAGGCAAGACCCUUAGAAAAGCCACCCUGCUGGCUUGUAAGUUCCAGAUAGUACAUAAUAGAGUUAACUCUUCAUUUUUGUGUGCUGUGCCAAAUCCUAAAUAGCAAUGCAAAAAUAUUUGCUAUUUUAAAAGCAACCAUGUGUUCCUAAUCCUUUUUUAACAUCAUCUCUCUUUUGCAAUCGUUUUGUGUUAUGUAUCUACUCUAUAAAAUAGGUGUUGGUUUAUGGAUUGCCAACAAAUCUUGUGUUCUUAACAUCACUGCUUAUGUAUUCUCACAGCAAUUUCUUCUUGGUGCUCAUACAUAAAGAGCAAGUCACUGAAACCAUUAAACUGUUGCCCACUGUCUAAAUCAUCUAUUUGCUAAUGAAAACAAAUUGUAAAAUAGUUUCUUAACUUUGCAGUAGGACAUAUUACAGGAUGAAAUAAAAAUUAUUUUUGCCUAGUGUUGGUGACCACUAGGUCACCCAUAUAAAGAUACCGUAGAGAUACUGAAAGACUCCAAUACUGAUGCCUGAUUUAUAUUUGACAAGUAUAAAAAAAGUCACACGCCUGCAAUGCGGGAUGCAGCAAGUAUGCUCAGGCUGCAAACUAACGGAGACAAAAAAAUGAACCAAAGAUACCAUUUUCAGGACUGACAUUUUCCAUCAGCCUCUGGAAAUGGAUUCAUGUAAGAAACGUUUUUCUAUGCAAGACCAAAAGAUGCAACACAGUCUGAUAAAUGAACAAUUGUACUUAAUAACAAAAUGGCUUAGCUGACAGCUGUUUCAACCAGACAAUUUAGUCAGAGGCCAGAUGGCCAAAGAGACACAUGGUGGAAAGUAAUUUCGUAGGAUGACUCCAGAGAAGGAAAAACUCAUAAUUUGGAUGUUUGAAAUGUCAAAGACUCAAUUAAUGGAAUUAGUAUGUAAUUCCUAGUGCAGUCUGCCUGUUGAAAGCUGUGCCCAAGCUUGUUCUCAGAGCUGCACUGCAAGGUGAAGCACUGGACUCCUGGCUGAGAGCUCUGACUCACACGUGGCUCAUUGCCUCUCCAUCUCCCUUCCUGACAACUGGUCUUGUCUAAGAUAUCAGCAUAUGCCACUUACUUCUCCUCAUCAAGUAAUUUUUUGCCUCUCCUCUGGCCCUGUGGAGAAAAAGGAAGAAGUAAGACCUAAAACAUAGGUAGGUGGGGAAUUCUGAGAGAUGUAGGAGAGGUGAGGUUUACUGCUGCCUUACUGAAAUUGCAUCUAAACUUAGACAUUUGAACAACAUCAGAUUUUAUAUCUGGCAGAAAAAGAAGUUUCCAAAGGUAGAAGUGUUUUUCAAAAAAUAGAUUAUAAUAUAGUAUUUUCUUUUUUCAUCUCUAUUUUUUUUUCUAUCACAAGCUAGAUGACUGCAUUAUUAGUUACCACCACUACAAGCUAAAAUGUCUCUGGAAUACUCUGCCUCCAUCUUCUGACUGCUCAGGGAAAUGCAGUGACUAGUUGGUAUUCAGACUCCUUAACUCACAGAAUCAUAGAAUGGCUUGAGCCAGAAGAGAUCUUAAAGGCCUUUUAAUUUCACAAAAUGUUUUAUAUUUUCAACCAAGGCUUUGAAUAUUUGGGUGAAACUUCAUUGAAUUCAGUCAUUGUCUUUGCUAGCUAAUACUGACAAAUGUUGCUUUCUAUUGACAAAUCAUUUUUCUUACAGAUUUCUGAAAUAGAAUUCAGGACUUUUUAAUAUCUUUAACACAACACUUGAAUUCCUACCUGAUUAAUGCAGAAGGUUUUGAUGACAGAGUGUCACUUUAUACAGCAAAGGUUUGGUAUUGGUUUUCCACAUACUUUUUUCUCACUUAACUGUCUGUGACUACUUAAUUUUUCUAGGUUUGACACUUGCAUUACCAGUUAGUAAAUUUGCCUUCUUUCUUACUCUUUUGACAUAAAGCUCUUCAUAAAUAAGCUUUGACAAAAACUAAUUUUUUUUUAUUUUAGAGAGCAACAUUAAUGCAUCCCACUUACUCCUUGUAUUUGGAUUUCAGACCCAGUGCUGCAACCAGAUGUUGAGUGCUCUGCACUCACUAUAAAUGACAACUGAUUUUUGUUAAUGCAGUAAGAUGGGAAAAUUAAUUUAUGCAGUUCAAUAUCAUAUUGUAUGAUGCCUGUGUAUCCACACAGCUAGAGCAGAAAGCAAAUUACUCAUUUAUUUGAUUGCUGAUAGAUAAAGCAAAUAAAAUAAAGAAAUAAAUCUUUUUUCAAUUUCUCAACUUCAAAUGAAAAAAUAUUCAAGGCAAGGCCAUGCACAGAGCAACCUUUCCAUCCGUAUUUGUCUCAUCUGUCAUGUUCACAUCUAACCCCUUAAUUUCCCAGAACUGGAACAGGUUUAAGGUGGCCCUCUCUGGGUCUAAAGUUCAACUCUCAGUCUUGCAAGGAUGUGUGUGUAUGUAGAGAAGUCAGUGGAGAUCUGCAGGUGACGAAAAUCUACUGAUAUGCUGCAUUCAUUUGACUGUUUUUCCAAGUUUUCUGAGCCAAUGUUUCACAGAGCAGUAGACCAUAGAAGAAAGACCAAAUCAUGUCAAAUGUGAGGAUGAAGAUGCCUUAGGGGGGUAGACUGCUCUCACUGUGGUACUGUACCACACCUUGCAUCACCAACGCAAUCACAAAAUGUGGCAAAAUAGAGGGAUGCCAGAGCCAGCUACAAAUUGCUCCUCAGUAUUAAUUGUCCAAUUCCAUGUGUCCCUACCAGGUCUUCUGGAGGAUGGGAAAUUGGCUCACACAGGUGUAUCUACAGCAUCAGCCACAGCUGGAAUGCUGAGCACUGAGAAGAGGAACAACUGUGGCUCUCAGUGUGCAAACACCAUAGUUCACAGCAUGGGAACUACAACACAGAGACAGAAUGGCUUCAGGACCACAGAGAGUAAAUGGGACACACAGAAAAUGUCCACGCAAGAACUGGCCAUUAAUGUUACGAAAGGCAUCAGACAAAGUGACAGAAGAAAAACAAAGAAUUGUGCCAAUUAAUGAAGAAAAUUGCAGGUGAGGAUGGACUCAACAAAGCUUCACUGCACUUUAAAUGCCAGCCACUGAAGACAUGAAGAUCUCAAGGUGUUCCAGGUUGAAUACAGUAGGCAGCUGCUACUGAGUGCCUCCAGAAGCAGGUCUUGUGGGAACCACUGCAGGAUCUUCAGAUGUUGUUUGUCUAAAGCAGUGGCACUACACAGACAUACACAGAAAUUCGUGACAUUUUUUUUUUACUAACUCCUAUGUUAUCCCUUGUAUGUCCUGUUCUGCAUUGCUGUUAAGAUGAGGCUGGAUAGUAAGGGGUACAGCUCGUUGUAAUUAAAAUCAGGAAAUGAACAAAUGAACCUGCAUUUUUAGUCAUAAAGGGGUUUUGAGUGUGCACAUUCAAACCCACAGAGUUCAUUUAAAGCACUCACAUUUUUAAAACACAAACCCAGACAUCUGAAGAAAGUGAGACUAAAGUCUAAUCUUCCACUUUUCAAAAAAUAUUUCGAAAAAAAAAUUCUUUUUCCAGCUAUCUGUAUUGGUUAUGUACAGUUAAGGCAUACAGUAAUGUUUCUAAAUAUUAAAUUUUCAAUUACUUAGAUUUAAUUUAUUGUUAAUGUUGACAUAAUUUCAGUCUUAAAACCAGUAACAUUCCUGUUUGAUCAGCCUUACUUGGAGGUCCUAUUCUUAAUUGGUAAGUAGACUUAUGGCUACUUGGUUGUUUAAUAAAUGCCCCUCUGAUUAUGUUGAAGCCCAGUCUGACUUGGAAAAAAGUUACCAUUAACAUCACAUGAAAAUAACCACAGUUUUUAAAGUCAUAUUCUAAUGUCAGUUCAAAAAAUUAACUUUCUUUGAUAGGAUAUAAUUAAUUCACUGUACAGAAUUUAUUCAAUACAAUGUGAGCAUAGUACUCCAUGAUUAUCAUAAACAUAUAUUUCGAAAAGGAUUAUAAAUGUUCAGUAUAGUAAAGUCUAGGAAUUAAUUCAACAUACUACUUCUUAAUAUGGAAGUAAUAAUAUAUAUUCUCUGUGAUUUUGCAUGUUUAUGAAGAUAAAAGAGGUAAAUUUAUUUGCCUCCCCUAUCAGAUCUACAUACAUAAAUAUAUAUAUACAUACGUAUAUAUAUAUGGAUGGAUGUAUAUUACUAUCCUUAAAGGGCCAUGUAAAAGAGCUACUCAAAACAGGAAAACAAGUAUGAAUAGGAUUGUGAACUGAAACUUUAGUUUAUUCUGGAUUAGGAUCACUUUAAUAGCUUGCUGCUUAGGUGUGCGAGUUGUUUUCCUUGUUGUACAAGUCUCUGCAAUAGGAAUUGUUUAUUAAUUAAUCCAACAAAAAGGCAAACUGGAAUCCAGAGUUAGAGCCAGAAUUUUGCAUACCAUAGUAUAUUCUGAAAGGAUAUACCUGCAGACAGAGUGCAGUAUAAACUUGUAUGAUACAAGAGGGCUACAGAAAGUGAAUAAUGAUCCUGAUGUGUUUAAAGGUAAACAGGAUUUUGAAGGAAGGCAAGAGAGAAGGUUUGUUUUGUGAGAAGCUGUUCCAGAGAUUGUGGCCUUGGGUGGAUACCACAUUAGAGCGGGUAGAUGCAAGAACAAAGGAGUUGGCAGUGAGACUAUUUAUUAGCUGAGAAACUAUUUAGUGAUGAUGUGCUGACCAGAUUGUCAAAUGGCUUGGGGCACACCACAGAAGCAGCCCAUGAGCUGCAUGGCCCAUGAAGCAGCCCUGGCUCAUGCCAGCAGCCAUCACAGAAGCAGCUCUUGAGUCUUGUACUCUGAACAUGAGAUGCUACAGGAUGGUUUGCAGGAGAUGGCCUUGGUCCACAAUUAUCUGGGCAAUAGCACAGACCUGCUCAUGCUGACCACAUUCCCCAUCAGGGUGGCAGCUGCAGAGUGGUGGAUGCUGCCUGCCCUGGACUGCUCAUGAUAACAUUUCUGAACCUGUUUAUAUACUGAAACUCAACUUUAUGACAUUCAAAGAUUGGAUCCAACUUCUGUGGUAAAAGCCAUGUUUACUAACAAGCAAUUUUAUACACACUCCUCAUGUAAUACAUUAUUGUUCUUAUUCAUUAGGCAGUAACUGAAAAGAAAUUACAUUAUGUCCUAGGUGACUUCUUAGUGUUUGAUGUGCAGAGUUCCAAUGACCUUAAUAAAACUAAGAGGAUGUUGUGGAGCUGUGGAUCUUGCCUCUGGACACAGAUUGGGAUAUACUUACGUUUACUUUUGUUCUACUAGAGAUAACCACCAGUAGAAACAAUCAAUUUGUUUAUAAAAUAAUAUACCACUCUGUAUAAUCAGUGUGACAGAAUCUAGUCUAUACCACUUUAGACAAUUAAUUUAAAGUCCUCACAGUGGAUUCCUGUGCUGGUUUUAGUGGAAGAAGCAAGCCAGAAGAAUCAUCUGGACAUUUUCACUCCAGGUGGCCUUCUUAGAAAUGAGGGUGUUUACAGAGUCUGUUCUUUGAGCAUCAUCUUUAAGAUAUAAAUGGCUCAAAGACAUCAAAUAAAAUAACCAUGUUAAAAGACAUUUACUUUCAGAUAAAGGACCUGUGGGCAUCUCUGCCUUAUAUGCCAGGAUUUUUUGAAAUGUAAUUUUCCCCAAGAAGACAUUAUCGCCACAUAAUUUGUUUGAUGUCCCUUGGCUGCACAUGAAGAUUUCUACAGGCACACUGAAACAACACACUUUCUACUGAAAUGAUUUGCCAACAGAUGGUGAGUUCUUAUGAUUCAUCUAACUUCAGGUUUUAAACAGAAAGGAACUUUGUCAUGUUUCCACAAUUCCAAAUCAAUAUAUACAUAGUAUUUUCCUAUAUAUCUUGAUAUAUCUUCUUCCACUAGGUGAGAAAUGGAAUCAUUCAAAAGAAAGAGGAUAUUGUCUAGAGAGAGGAUUUACAGUUCCUGACCCAUCAUGAGGCAAAUAAAUCUCCUCAAAGACUCAGUACUGCUUUAUCUUGCACUAUUCCUUCAUCUUCUCCCUUAUGAUUCCUUAAUGUAUUCCAUCAUUUCAGCAUCACUCUAGGACAUUGACUGGAAGACACACAAUUUUACUGUGUGACUGAAAUGAUUUUGUACUGACAUAAAUACAAAACUAUAAUUAUUGUGUAAGCAAUAUAUGAGUACUGCGUCAAACAUAUAUUCUUGUUAGUUAAAUGACUGAGAUUUCUUAAAAACCAGGACACAGGUAUUUUUGAUCUUCCUGUGUUCGUAUACAUAGAUAUAUAUUUGUGCAUGUCUCUGCAUGUGUAUAUUGUAAUGCCUUUAAUGUGUACUUCUGCAGUUCAGGCACAUUUUUUUGAGAACCUUUAAUUUCUGUUUGUAAUUCUGAUACCCAAGUGUAAAAUAUUUUAAUGUUUGAACUGAAAUCUGUUUUACAUGCCUUAUGAAAAGAAUGAGCUAUAUAAUUUGUGCACAGAAAUGAUAUUUGAAAGAGCAGGCUUAGUUUUAUUUAUAAAUACAUCUAAAUUAAAACUAAACUAAUGGGAACAUUUUUGUACUCUCUGCAAAUUAAUGAAGAUUGACCUUAAAUUUGAAAAUUAAAAUAAAGAAAAAUUUUAAAGUG
Molecule: messenger RNA, 7940 nt
Organism: Parus major (Great Tit)
Lineage: Eukaryota; Metazoa; Chordata; Aves; Passeriformes; Paridae
Gene: BAALC
Product: BAALC binder of MAP3K1 and KLF4
Exons: 2
Coding region: 4049-4405 (118 amino acids)
Cellular component (GO): cytoplasm
Source: RefSeq, a predicted model, not a curated record